AUGCCUAUCCAUGUCAGAAUCCCGUUAGACCGCAUCAAGCCAUCCCUCCACAAGAUCGAACUGACACACAUAGAUCGAUUUCUCACUGGUGAUCAGAAAAAACGUAUUGCUCAGUUCUACCGAGAAGAAGCUGCGAAAAGAACUCGCUACGUAUUGGAACCUGUAUGGACCAUCCCUGCAUCUGUCCAAUUAGUCAAAGUUUAUCAACCAGAAUCAUGUACAGAACCGAUCAUUGCAGAACCAGAAGAAGUGUUAGAAGAUAUGCCUGAAGACAUAUCCACUCCCCAAGACCACCAUGUACCUACAGAAGAGUAUGAGGAAUCAGACUGCUCCUCAUCACCUGACACGAUCGUUACCGAUAGCGAUGAUAUCGAACCCGUCGACACCGAAGCCCUUGAAGUCGGAAGGUCACCGUUAAGUGAGCUCAGCUCUGACAGCAGCCACAUAAGCAGUCACGACUCAGACCCAGUCCAAGACCGAAUCACGCAGUUAUUACAGAAGAAUAAAGGGUCAUACAAUGAUUUUAAGAAAGAUGUCCUCACUAUGAGCAAGUUUACUAAAGACUUUGGAGACAUCUCCAACACACAGUUAAAAAGAUUAAUCUAUCAGGAAAAAACGAGGCAAAUAAAAGACCUUCGAAAACGACACCAGCAAUAA
Molecule: messenger RNA, 657 nt
Organism: Macrosiphum euphorbiae (potato aphid)
Lineage: Eukaryota; Metazoa; Arthropoda; Insecta; Hemiptera; Aphididae
Source: the annotation of a GenBank genome assembly